UCACACUACCCUAGUGGAAUUUUGCCUAAGUAGUAUCCGCUCUCUUUCGUUUUAGCCCGGUUUGAGUGCGGCACCGUGUUCUCCUUUGCUGUGCACGGGCUCUUGCUAUCAGAGAGACAACACGUCGAGUGUUCGAGGGUUUAAGGCCAACGCCAAAGCGAGAACCGGCAAAGAAGAACCAUCAGCGUAGUCCUCCAUGGCUUCCUUAUCGAGAAGGCUGUCUCGUUCUUUUAUACUCACUGCAAAACCCUCUCAGCAUUCAACGAGUUUCUGCACAAAUAUUGCCUCCAAUGAUGUACCUAACCUGGAAGAUUCCAGCCCCGGAUUUGACAGAAACUCCUCCUCCUCCUCCUCGCCGUCGUCAUCGUCGUCCUCCACGGACUCGAACCAGCGACGACCUGCACAGCAAAGGCCCCUAGAGAACGGCAUAGAUAUUGGGGUUUACAAGGCGAUUUUGGUUGGGCAGGCAGGGCAGAGCCCGGUUCAGAAGCGGUUGAGUAGCGGUCGGCUUAUUACUAUGUUCUCUUUGGGGACUGGUGGAAUCCGUAACAAUCGGAGGCCAUUCGAGGAUGAGGACCCGAGGCAAUACGCCGAUCGCUGUGCUGUUCAAUGGCACAGAGUUGCCGUCCACCCUGAGAGAUUGGGCCAACUUGUCUUUAAGCACGUUAAACCUGGGUCUAUAUUAUAUUUGGAGGGGAACUUGGAGACCAAAAUCUUUAGUGAUCCACUAACUGGAAUUGUUAGGCGAAUAAGAGAGAUAGCGAUUCGUCAAGAUGGUCGUUUUCUAUUUCUCAGCAAGGAUGGUGAUGCCACGCAACCAACACAAAAAGAAUUGAGAAGUGUUGGCUAUUACUGAAAGGAUAUUUGGAGAAUGAGGCAGUGGUUCAGACUUCAGAGAUUGAAAAUGACAAUCGUUAAAGCUCAGAAAUGAAGAUGACAAACUAACAAUUAGCAAUACACUGAAAAUGAAGGCAUGAAACAAUGCUUACAUGCUUGCAUUUGACUGGAAAAGUGUUAACAUGAAGGAUUAGAUGAAUUCAUUGUUUAAUUCCUUUAAGAGGUCUUCGUAUUGUCUUUCUAUAGCGUGCACUAUUUUUACCUCAUUGGAAAUUGGGAAGAAAGAAGAUACGAUUUGGCUA
This is a messenger RNA of Nelumbo nucifera (sacred lotus), 1139 nucleotides long. Its product is annotated as single-stranded DNA-binding protein, mitochondrial-like. Gene Ontology annotation, molecular function: single-stranded DNA binding. Gene Ontology annotation, biological process: positive regulation of helicase activity; mitochondrial DNA replication. NCBI's taxonomy places the organism in Eukaryota, Viridiplantae, Streptophyta, Magnoliopsida, Proteales, Nelumbonaceae. Gene Ontology annotation, cellular component: mitochondrial nucleoid. The record is from RefSeq and is a predicted model, not a curated record.